GCCUCACUCUCGUACUUCAGAAGAAGAUCGCAGAGCUUUGCAAAGCUCGAAGUUCAUACACAGGAAUCGUAAGCGCGAGACACACGCGAACGCCACGAGCGCGACGCGCGGCCACCGGACAUCCUAAAAAAAAGAAAAGAAAAAAGGCUUGCGUAUAUAUAUUGUUGUUCUUGUGAAGCAUCUCUCCGGUUAUGGACAUCGCAGCCAAGAUGGACCUAAGUAUGGAGCAAGCUCAGUUUGUGGCGCCCGCGUGCUUCUUCGCCACCGCCGCCUCUCAGAGUCUGAGCCCGAGCGAGAGCACCGGCAAGUCUGCAUCCAAGCAGGCUAAGAGACAGCGCUCGUCCUCCCCGGAGCUGCUGCGCUGCAAACGGCGCCUGAGCUUCGCGGGUUUCGGCUACAGUCUGCCGCAGCAGCAGCCGCACGCCGUGGCGCGGCGCAACGAGCGCGAGCGCAACCGGGUCAAGCUGGUCAACAACGGCUUCGCGACGCUGCGCGAGCACGUGCCCAACGGCGCGGCCAACAAGAAGAUGAGCAAGGUGGAGACGCUGCGCUCCGCGGUCGAGUACAUCCGCGCGCUGCAGCAGCUGCUCGACGAGCACGACGCCGUCAGCGCAGCCUUCCAGUCGGGCGUCCUGUCUCCAAGCGUCGCGCACUCCUACUCCAACGACAUGAACUCCAUGGCCGGCUCGCCUGUCUCCUCAUAUUCCUCCGACGAAGGAUCCUACGACCCACUGAGUCCCGAGGAGCAGGAGCUCCUAGAUUUCACCAGCUGGUUCUGAACACCAGGAAGAUCCUGAAGAUUGUCAGCACUCACUCUGGAGGUUCAAGUGCGUCCUCUGAGAACACAAGGCACUGCGUUUGCGCUCCCGUCCGGUUGGAUAGACCCGAGUUCACAAAAUAAAGAGAGACUGGCCCAAGAUGAGAGGUCGAAGCGACACGCAUCGCACCGGCCCCAAGUGUCCCAAGCCAAAGGACUUGUAGAGCAGACAAGUGCAAAAAACAAAAAAAGAAUUAAAAGCAAAUGCGCAGGGUUUGGCUAUAGCCCAAAGCGUAUUGACCCAACAGAUCCAUUUAAGAUGUACUAUUUUUCUGCAUAAGCGAUUCUAUUUGUUCUUUAAACUAUGCUAAACCCAAUCACAGAGCUGUCCUGUCCUGCACAACAAAAUCCCCCGUGUUGAUUUAACACCUUCAGCUGGACACAAAUUAGCACUGGACGAGUUCAUUCAGCACUGCAGGUGUUCAUUCAACACUGGAAGAGUUCAUUUGAACUCGGGGAUUUUGCUGUAACUCUAUGCUUCCAACCCGGCGGAAUUUAUUAUAAUGAAGUUCUAUUUGUAUAAAAAAAAAUCACGUUUUUUCUAAAUAUAUUAAACUAUUUUUGUAUGUAUGUAAGAGAUUUAUAGAUGCUGUUUUUGUACACAUUCAUUGUAAUAUGUAUAUAUUUUUGGCUUAUACAUAAACAUUAAGCCUAAACACCGUAUGUUGCUUAUUACCUCUUGCCUUUUCAGACGUGUAGUCUAAAUGCAUCUGUUUACGGUUUUAGGCUUGUUGUUGCUUUUAUUUUUGUUUGGAUUUUUUUUUAUUAUCCUGGAGUUUGACACUCCGGAGAUUUAUUUCAGCACCAACGUGUCUUAUUUAACGGGAAUUACAUGUACUAUGACUCGGAGUUCACAGUGAUCAAAGGUUAUGCAGCUAUUGUCCAAACCACGGCGGUCUAUUUUCUCUCCACACUGCCUGUUUAUCUCUGCCUUUACAAUAUUCCAAGAAAAAAAUGGGGGGAAAUGCCUUACAUCCAUAUUUUUUACACUUUAGUCUCAUAAUAAAAAAGUUUCUAAAAUA
Molecule: messenger RNA, 1839 nt
Organism: Hemibagrus wyckioides
Lineage: Eukaryota; Metazoa; Chordata; Actinopteri; Siluriformes; Bagridae
Gene: ascl1a
Product: achaete-scute family bHLH transcription factor 1a
Exons: 2
Coding region: 192-779 (195 amino acids)
Biological process (GO): neuron differentiation; regulation of neurogenesis; positive regulation of transcription by RNA polymerase II
Cellular component (GO): RNA polymerase II transcription regulator complex
Molecular function (GO): protein dimerization activity; DNA-binding transcription factor activity, RNA polymerase II-specific; RNA polymerase II transcription regulatory region sequence-specific DNA binding
Source: RefSeq, a predicted model, not a curated record